GGCCUUUUCAACAUGUCAAUCCUUUCUGCCAUGACAUGGUCAGUGAAUAAUUUCCUGAUGACGGGCCCCAAGGCCUAUCUCAUCUACUCCAGCAGCGUGGCGGCCGGGGCGCAGAGUGGCAUCGAGGAGUGCAAGUUCCAGUUUGCCUGGGACCGCUGGAACUGCCCUGAGAGGGCAUUGCAGCUCUCCAGCCACGGUGGGCUGCGCAGCGCGAACCGAGAAACCGCCUUUGUCCAUGCCAUCAGCUCUGCAGGUGUCAUGUACACACUCACCCGGAACUGCAGCCUCGGGGAUUUUGACAACUGUGGCUGUGACGACUCCCGCAAUGGACAACUGGGGGGGCAAGGCUGGCUGUGGGGAGGCUGCAGCGAUAACGUGGGCUUUGGGGAAGCCAUUUCCAAGCAGUUUGUGGAUGCCCUGGAGACUGGACAAGAUGCCAGAGCUGCUAUGAACCUGCAUAACAACGAGGCGGGUAGAAAGGCAGUUAAAGGGACCAUGAAGCGGACUUGCAAGUGCCAUGGUGUGUCAGGGAGCUGCACCACCCAGACCUGCUGGCUGCAGUUGCCCGAGUUUCGGGAGGUGGGAACUUACCUCAAGGAGAGGUACCACAAAGCUCUGAAGGUGGACUUGCUGCAGGGGGCAGGGAACAGUGCUGCCAGCCGGGGUGCCAUUGCUGAGACCUUCAGCUCCAUCUCCAAGAAGGAACUGGUCCAUUUAGAAGACUCUCCUGACUACUGUCUGGAGAACAAGACACUGGGGCUGCUGGGCACAGAGGGCAGGGAGUGCCUGAAGAGGGGCAAGGCGCUCAGCAAGUGGGAGAAGCGGAGCUGCCGGCGGCUGUGUGGGGACUGUGGGCUGGCAGUGGAGGAGAGGCGAGCCGAGAUGGUGUCCAGCUGCAACUGCAAGUUCCACUGGUGCUGUGCUGUGCGAUGCGAGCAGUGCCGCAAAAGGGUCACCAAGUACUUCUGUGUCCGCAAGGAGAAGCGGGAGCGGAGCGGAGGUGGCGGGGCCAGCCACAAGCUCAAGAGAAAGCUCUGACUUGCUUCCAUGGUCCUGCCUGCCCCUCUCCUCUCCUGCCCUACCCAUCAGCCCCCGGCACCAUUUCCGUUUGGCCUAGUUUUGUCUCAUUCCCAUUGCUGCCUCACUGGGGAUUGGGCAAGGAAAAAGAGCGUUGUAUGAGUCCCCAGGUCUUGGCCACACAAGGCAUUAGUGCAGUGGGUGAUGACUUCUGGGGAGACCUUCAAGUGUUGAAAAAACAA
This is a messenger RNA of Empidonax traillii (willow flycatcher), 1259 nucleotides long. RefSeq names its product Wnt family member 8B (gene WNT8B). Gene Ontology annotation, cellular component: extracellular region. Gene Ontology annotation, molecular function: frizzled binding; cytokine activity. The record is from RefSeq and is a predicted model, not a curated record. Gene Ontology annotation, biological process: neuron differentiation; cell fate commitment; canonical Wnt signaling pathway. The coding region runs from base 13 to 1038 and encodes 341 amino acids. The transcript has 6 exons. Lineage: Eukaryota; Metazoa; Chordata; Aves; Passeriformes; Tyrannidae.